Molecule: messenger RNA, 2335 nt
Organism: Arabidopsis thaliana (thale cress)
Lineage: Eukaryota; Viridiplantae; Streptophyta; Magnoliopsida; Brassicales; Brassicaceae
Product: DnaJ heat shock amino-terminal domain protein (DUF3444)
Exons: 4
Coding region: 895-2184 (429 amino acids)
Source: RefSeq, marked reviewed
UUUAUCGUUAAUUUUCUCCUAAAUUUUCGAUUUCCGAUCUCCGGGCAAAAUCUCGAGUUUUUCGCCGGCAAAUUCAUUCGUGAUGUGUGCAUCACAGAGUGUUGAAUCAGCUUUCACUUCAUCAGAAACCCUAAUUUUAGUGUAGUAUACUUGCUAGAUCCAUAAAUUUCUCGAGUGUUUUAGCUUGAUCUGAUCUUAGCUCCGGAAGAUGAAUUUGCAGCAUUGUUACCAUUUCUACGCAAAAACCCAAUAAUGGACAACUUUGUGAGAUUUAGCUUGCGAGAACGGUCUUAGUUUCCUUUUGUAGAACUGUUGGUGGUGAAGAGCUGAUUUUAGAUGGAAGCAUACACACAAGAUGCUCUUAAAGCGAAGCAGUUCGCUGAGAGAAGAUUUGCAGAAAAGGAUUUUGCAGGUGCAAGGAGUUAUGCGUUGAGGGCGAAGUCACUGUUUCCUGACUUGGAGGGUUUGUCUCAAAUGCUCACUACGUAUGAAGUUUAUAUAGCUUCUCAGAGUAGGCGCAGUGGGGAAAUUGAUUACUAUGUGGGAAAAGAGAAGUGAAGAAACAGUAUAAGAAGAUGGCUGUAUUGCUCCAUCCCGACAAGAACAAAUGCCUUGGAGCUAACAGAGCAUUUCAGAUCAUUUCGGAAGCUUGGAGUUUCCUGUCAACUUCAGAAAAGGCUUGAUACUUUCUGGACUGUAUGCACAUAUUGCAAGGUUCAGUAUGAGUAUCUGCGGAAGUAUGUGAAUAAGAGGUUGUCAUGUAAGAACUGCCGAGGUGCAUUUAUUGCUGUGGAGACUGGGCCGGCUCCUGUUAGUGCAUCACUUCAGUAUGCGCCUCCAUCUCAUACAACAAGUAAUGGCUAUGGAGGUCAUGGCUAUGAUGCUGUUUCACGCAUGCCUACCAAUUCCACUUAUUUCUUAGGUCAGUAUCCAGCACAUGGAUAUGAAUAUGUUACAAAUGAGUCAUAUGACUGGAGCUCAUAUGUGGGAACAUCUCCUGGGAAUCUGGAGUCAAACCGAAUGUCUUCAGCAUCCAACGGAUAUCCUUAUAAGCUCAACAAUGGAGUAGUCUUGAUUAAAGCCAGCAGACCUGAGAAGAAGAGGAAUGUUGGUUUAGGGUCAUCUGGUAAUGGAUUUGUUGAGAACAUUACAAAAUCAAAUCCAGAAUCGAAAGCAACAAAUUUGGAUGCAAAGAUGGAACAUGACUUCAAACAUCCUGGGAAGAGUUAUGGUUUAAUGAGACGGUGGUCUUCUACAACAGGAUUGGAUACACGGAAGAUACUGAUUCACAAAGCUAAAACAGAUAUUAAGCAAAGACUAGAGAUUAUGAGAUUGGCUUCAGAAGCUGCUGCGACAGCUACAGAGGACGCGACUCCCCUUGAUGAAGUAAGUGCGUCCUCCAAGGUGGGGGAUGAUGUAUCCAGAUUAGGAAAAAAUGUUUCUUUUGGUCAUCCACCUGUUCGGAAAAUAAACGGGCCAAUAACAGUUCCAGACUCCGACUUCCAUGACUUUGAUAAAAAUAGAUUAGAGGAGUGCUUCGAGGCUAGGCAAAUAUGGGCAAUUUAUGAUGAAGAUGAUGGUAUGCCACGCUUAUAUUGCAUGGUCCGGGAAGUACUAUCUGUUCAACCUUUUAAGAUUGACAUAGCCUACUUGAGCUCCAAAACUGACAUCGAGUUUGGUACAAUGAAAUGGGUGCAGUAUGGGUUUACAAAGUCGUGUGGACAUUUCAGGAUACGAAAUACUGACAUAGUUGAUCAUGUUAACAUAUUUUCCCAUCUCUUAAAAGGCAAGAAAACAGGAAGAGGCGGUUGUGUUAGGAUAUUCCCCCAAACCGGAGAUAUUUGGACUGUGUACAAGAACUGGUCACCAAACUGGAACAACUCAACUCCAGAUGAAGUGAGGCACCAAUACAAAAUGGUUGAGAUCCUUGAUGAAUAUUCUGAACAGUUUGGGGUUUGCAUCGCCCCGCUUGUGAAAGUAGAUGGAUACAAAACCGUGUAUUGCAGGAGAGAUAAGGAGGAGAGCAAGAAAUGGAUACCGCGGAGAGAGAUGCUGCGAUUUUCGCAUCAAGUGCCAUCUCGGUUUCUUAAAGAAGAAACUUGUGGUGUGCCCGGAAACUGUUGGGACUUAGACCCAUCUGCUAUACCAGAAGAGUUGCUUCACAAUGGAGCAGGAACUGAUUGAUUAUCAUUCACUGUCGCUGCAAGAGACAAGAGUAAGAGCUUUAUAUUACCAAUGUAACGGUUGUUGACUCAGUGUAGAAACCCAACUCUAUAUUGAAGAUUAUUAUGUCAGGAACUAUAUACACAGGCAAGCCUCUGUUCGUUCAUUGGAG